AUGUCUGAAAUGCUUACUUUAGAUAUCGUUAUUUUAGAGGCAACACCAACAUUACCACCAACGGUUACUGCUACGACACAAGUGCCAGAAUGCGAAGAGUGGACCUUCCUGGAAACUAGAUAUUACUGGUGCGAGAAAGAAAAAUAUUUCGACUUCUUCAGAGACAAAUGUCUUGAAAAAUGUCUAGGUUUAACCACGACGACGUCAACCAUAGCUUCAACAACAGAAUCAACUACAACAACAUCAACUACACCUCCCAUAACCAUAACGAGUACCGUUACUGCUACGACAGAAGCGAAAGAGUUUGAAGGAAUAUGCAGUUGCAAUGCAACGAUUCUGAGAGGAUCUCAAUAUUUCAUAUGCGAGUACUCCAUUGGUGCUAGUUUUCGUGGUACCACCUUUACCCAAGAUCCAGAUUUAUGCAAUUAUUUUUGCAUGCCUAUUCCUACAAAAGGACAACACGAAGAAGUCGAGUUCUAUGCAUGCGUCCGCAAUUAUAGCAUCACUCACAAAAACUUGACGAUCUGUCAAGCACAGUGUAAUCAAACAGAAACGGGCGAAGAAGCAACAUCAAUAGCAACGUUUACAUCGACGACACCAACAUCUACAAGUGUUGAAACAACAACAACUUCUGAAUCAACAAGCACGAAGACAACACCGACACCACCAUCAACGGUUACUGGUACAACACAAGGUUCAACCACUACGCCGUUAACCAUAGCUUCAACAACGGAAUCAACGACAACAACGUAUACUGUACCUCCUACAACCACAACAGGUACCGUUACCGCUGCGAAAGACAAGUGCAGCGCAUACUUUCUUGUGGAAACAGUUUGCGACUUUUGA
This is a messenger RNA of Cylicocyclus nassatus, 846 nucleotides long. The record is from the annotation of a GenBank genome assembly. Lineage: Eukaryota; Metazoa; Nematoda; Chromadorea; Rhabditida; Strongylidae.